Messenger RNA from Prunus mume (Japanese apricot), 699 nucleotides. The record is from RefSeq and is a predicted model, not a curated record. Lineage: Eukaryota; Viridiplantae; Streptophyta; Magnoliopsida; Rosales; Rosaceae.
UUUGGGCAUAGCUGUCCUUCGUGCUCUCUUGUUCUCUUCUUCCUUUACAAAAAUUCCAGUUCUCUUUUCUCCGGUUACUUUUUAGCAAUGGCCUCAGCCGAGAUCGAGUUCCGUUGCUUCGUCGGAGGGCUCGCCUGGGCCACCGACAAUGAUGCGCUGGAGAGGGCCUUUUCUCCGUUCGGUGAGAUCAUCGAAUCGAAGAUCAUCAACGACCGUGAGACCGGGAGGUCCAGGGGCUUCGGCUUCGUCACCUUCAGCAACGAGAAGGCCAUGAGGGACGCGAUCGAAGGCAUGAACGGCCAGAACCUCGACGGCCGCAACAUCACCGUCAACGAGGCUCAGUCUCGUGGCAGCGGCGGGGGUGGGGGGGGGAACGGGGGGGGGGCCCCCCCGCGUGAAGGUGGUUAUGGAGGUGGUGAGGGCGGCGGCGCUCGCUAUUCCAGGGGCAGCGGUGGCUCUGAAGGUGGCAGCUGGAGGAGUUAAAUUUUAGGGUUAGGGUUUGGGAAUUUAGUGUUGCUUUUUUGGUAUGUUUUAGGGUUUAGAUGGUUUCUGGAUCUGGUUCUCUGAAUCUCUCUAGUUUGAUGGUGGUGUGUUCUUUGCGCUCGAUAAUUUUGAUCGAUGACUAUGUUACUUUUUCCUGUAUUUUUGUUUCCAAAGAAAUGGUGUUUGAGAAAUGAAGUAUAGUUCUUCGUUCGCAUA